Messenger RNA from Limanda limanda (common dab), 2666 nucleotides. RefSeq names its product bromo adjacent homology domain-containing 1 protein-like. Lineage: Eukaryota; Metazoa; Chordata; Actinopteri; Pleuronectiformes; Pleuronectidae. Gene Ontology annotation, molecular function: chromatin binding. The coding region runs from base 15 to 2666 and encodes 883 amino acids. The transcript is spliced from 6 exons. The record is from RefSeq and is a predicted model, not a curated record.
AGGAGAAGCAUGUGAUGACUCACGCAAGGCAGAAGGGUUCCCUCAGGCAGAGCCGCAGUAGUGCUGAGUGGUGGGACAACUGUCCUCCUGGGCCAAAUGGUGGCACUAUGGGCGGCACUGGGCCUGAGCGCUCACUCCGAUUUGGCAGGACAAAGAAGAUAAUUGACGUCACCAAACAAGGGAAAGAAAUGGGCAAGAAGAUGACUCAUAAGAGGGGGAGAAGAGAAAAAUCUGAUCAGAACAGGAAACUGGACCGACGGCGUGACAAAAAAUUGGACAGGAAGUUGUAUCCCUUGAGAGGGCGGGCUGGGGGUUCAGGUGAGGAGGGGCUCAGUUGCCACGUACUCCUCACCCGAUUGGAGGAAAGUAUACGUGAAAAAGAGAGUUCUGCAGAAAGGAAAGGAAACAAUGCACGCCGACAUUCAGCCCUCAAAAGUAAACCCCAAAAAGGGAAACGCAAUGAAAGAAGAGAGUCAAAGAGUUCACCAAAAAACAAAUCGAAGUCAGCUAGCUCAAGUCAUGGGGAGGUUAUCGAUGUCUUGCAACCACGCAAGCGCCGGCUGGCCUCUCUCAAUGCUGAGGCAGUGAACAGUCUACUGCUUGAAAGGCCUUCUGACCUUCAGCCAGCGGCCAAACAGGCCAGGAGACAGAUAGAACCCACAAAUGGAGUGGGUUCCUCGGAUGCAGAUCCAACCAGAACUGUCCCUGGAGGUCUGAAGGCCUCACGAGGUAACAUCAGUAAAGUCUCCUCAUCUCACAGACGUGAACCGUGCCAAAGCUCUAAGCCAGUCAAGAGGGCCAGAGUCAGUCGUGCUGAUGAGCGCAGGGAGAUGAGUCAGGAGAGUCUCGAUGCUCCCGCCCCCAGACGAUUGGCUGGACUCAAUGCCGCAGCCCUGCUGAAGUUAACCAGCUCCUCUGCUACCAGUAAACAGAGAUUAAAGGCUGCACCCACAGCUACUAUCACGUCAGACUGCAAGGCUCCAGCUGCAGUCUCGACCCCAAUACAGGACUCCAGAGUCAAACACAAACACAAAGGGCGAUCACAAAAGCAGAAGGGGAAGAAGGCCCCCUCCCCACACAGCGGUUGCACAGCCUGCAAGGAGAAGGCGGACUUUGAGCCCAAAGUUGAGUGGGAAACCAGCAACUGCACAAACAGACUGACCAAACCCGGCUACCAGUCGCGCAGCAUGCUAGCAUACCCGCUAAAGCAAGUGAAGGAGGAGCCGCUGGAAACUGAACUGAGCCCAUACUACUGCUGUCCACCAGAGGGCUCAGUAGAAUACUGCCACCGUUUGGCCUUCUUCCUGGGUCAGCAGCCCUAUCGAGAAUCCGAUGAACAGCCUCUUAACACAGCCAUGACCCCUGUGAAGCGCGAGUGCCUCGUAACCUCACCGUCCCUGACCCAUUCCCAUCCGCACACGGCCCUGACCCUCAGCCCCCACCCAUGCCUCUGCACCGCUGACCACUGCUUCUCCAGCUACUACGUCCACAUUGCCCACCCGACACACACUGGAACAACAUCACAAUCCCUGGCCCCGCGACCUCUGAACUUUUCCCAAUCCAGUCUGUGCCCUAACCGGAUGACUGGCUCCAAGCUACUGGGUUCGCGGAUGUCCCACAGCUCAGGGCUGGCCCACCCUGCCUACUGCAACUCUGUGGCUUCACCCUGUUAUGGUGAUGCCUGUGGGAUCAAUGGCUACACCUACAGAGCCAUGCCUCCUGUCACCAGCCGGGGUUGCUCUUUCAGCACAGGAUGCACUGGAUGUACACACAGCAUCAAAACAGAGGGUUACGCCUCCCCUCAGGGUGACCACAGCUCCUCCCUUCUGGUAUCCCCAUCCCUGCCCAUCUCCAGCUGCCCUCUCUCCAGUGUGCCCACUUCCACCCAGACUAAACCCCACGUGCUGAGCCCCCUGUCUGGGCGGGACCAGCCCCAGGCCAGGUUAAAGCUGGCCAGGGAAUGCUCUCAGAGCAGCAAGCCCUCCAACGGCUCUCUGUCCAUAGGUCGAACACGGCUGCCUCAGAAACAGUCAUCACCUGUGCCAAGCUGGACCAGCACCAAACAUAAGAAAAUCAGCCGCAGACGCGCCACCAACGGCUGGCGGACUGUUGGAGUGCCCACUGAGAGGGAUGUCUUCAUUGCGGGGGAGGAUGAGACUGCCCUGCGGCAGUGUUAUGAAGGAGUGGAGAGGGACGGUGAAGUGAUACAUGUCAGAGACACAGUGCUGCUACGAUCGGGCCCCAGGAAGAAAACCCUCCCAUAUGUUGCCAAGAUAUCAUCGCUGUGGGAGGACCCCAAAACAGGAGAGCUGAUGAUGAGUCUUUUCUGGUACUACCGACCUGAGCACACCCAGGGAGGCCGAGAUCCCAGCGCACACUGUGAGAAUGAGAUUUUUGCCUCUCGGCAUCAGGAUGAAAAUAGUGUGGCCUGCAUAGAAGACAGAUGCUAUGUUCUCCCACUAGCCCAGUACUGUAGAUAUUGUGCCUUGGUGAAGCGGCGUGCCGAAGGUGCCCCAUCUGGCAGCGCCAGCAUGGUGCCCUGCCGCUCGGACUUUGCCCCCCCCUCCCACCGCUGUGUGCCCACAGACGUUGACCCCGAGCUGGUGUAUCUCUGCCGGCACGUCUACGACUUCCGCUUCGGACGCAUCCUCAAGAACCUGCAGUAG